CGGUGGCGGAAGUGGGAGCGGGGCCGGAAUCUUGGCCAUAAAGCCCGAGGCGGCGGCGGCGGCGGCUUUGGAAGCUUGGAGAGCGCCAGGGAGUCGGGGCCCCCGCAGCCCGGCCUGUCGUGUCCUCGUCCUCCGCUUCGUCUCCUCGUCGUCUGGAGCCUUGGCGACGCGCCCCACCCGGAGUCCCCAGCGCAGCGGCCGUGUUUGAAAGAUGACCUCUAGGAAGAAAGUAUUGCUGAAGGUGAUCAUCCUGGGGGAUUCUGGGGUUGGGAAGACAUCACUCAUGAACCAGUAUGUGAACAAGAAAUUCAGCAACCAGUACAAAGCCACAAUAGGAGCCGACUUUCUGACCAAGGAGGUGAUGGUGGAUGACAGGCUUGUCACGAUGCAGAUCUGGGACACAGCAGGGCAGGAGCGGUUCCAGUCUCUCGGCGUGGCCUUCUACCGAGGGGCCGACUGCUGCGUCCUGGUGUUUGACGUCACUGCCCCCAACACAUUCAAAACCCUUGACAGCUGGAGAGACGAGUUCCUCAUCCAGGCCAGUCCCCGCGAUCCCGAGAACUUCCCCUUCGUCGUGCUGGGAAACAAGAUCGACCUCGAAAACAGACAAGUGGCCACGAAGAGGGCUCAGGCCUGGUGCUACAGCAAAAACAACAUUCCCUACUUCGAGACCAGUGCCAAGGAGGCCAUCAAUGUGGAGCAGGCCUUCCAGACAAUUGCACGGAACGCACUUAAACAGGAAACGGAGGUGGAGCUGUACAACGAGUUUCCCGAACCCAUCAAACUGGACAAGAAUGACCGGGCCAAGACUUCGGCGGAGAGCUGCAGCUGCUGAGGCCCUCACGCCCCGAGACACACAUAGGCCUUCAGACACGAGCCCCUCUCCUCCCUCAACAAGCCGUCGAUUGGUCUCCCAUCCAGCUGCCAAAAGAAAGCCCUCCAACACAGUCACGCCCAGCACCUCUCUCUCACACGCAGACCCAGGCAACCAGGCGCCAGCCGUGCCCGGGGCCUGCCCGCCCGCCACAAGGCCCCCUGUGGCAGCAGGCCAGGCGGGCUGCCGGGUGGAGGCCGCACAGAACCUUCUUCUUUGUGUCCGCUGCAGAGAGAGAACUGUUUACAGUUGAUCUAAUGAGUUAUCUGAUUUUUUUAACGGUCUUGUGGUCUUUCUGCCCCGCCCCCGGGAAGGCUGGUGCCCCCGCUUCGUUGCAGGCUCACCCCCAGCCUGAGCAGGCUGUUUUGUAUGUAUCUGUUAAUGCUUGUUACUUUUAACUAAUCAGAUCUUUUUACAGUAUCCAUUUAUUAUGUAAUGCUUCUUAGAAAAAAAUCUUAUAGUACAUGUUAAUAUAUGCAACCAAUUAAAAAUGUAUAAAUUAGUGUAAGAAA
Ochotona princeps (American pika) is the source of this 1386-nucleotide messenger RNA. RefSeq names its product RAB7A, member RAS oncogene family (gene RAB7A). Bases 212 to 835 code for a protein of 207 amino acids. The transcript is spliced from 6 exons. Gene Ontology annotation, biological process: endosome to lysosome transport; phagosome-lysosome fusion. The record is from RefSeq and is a predicted model, not a curated record. Gene Ontology annotation, cellular component: lysosome; phagocytic vesicle; late endosome. NCBI's taxonomy places the organism in Eukaryota, Metazoa, Chordata, Mammalia, Lagomorpha, Ochotonidae. Gene Ontology annotation, molecular function: GTP binding; GTPase activity.